This is a messenger RNA of Brassica napus (rape), 1375 nucleotides long. Its product is annotated as auxin-responsive protein IAA9. Bases 264 to 1202 code for a protein of 312 amino acids. Gene Ontology annotation, biological process: regulation of DNA-templated transcription. Gene Ontology annotation, cellular component: nucleus. The record is from RefSeq and is a predicted model, not a curated record. The transcript is spliced from 6 exons. Gene Ontology annotation, molecular function: protein binding. Lineage: Eukaryota; Viridiplantae; Streptophyta; Magnoliopsida; Brassicales; Brassicaceae.
CGUAAACAAAAAUACUCAGCUUUCUCCACUUAUUUACAAUUCUGCCACUUCCUUUUAAGUUAUUUAAUUAAUUAUUCAUCUCUGCUUCGAGUUUUUGGGUGAUGAAUGAUAAUAAAGCUUUUGUGCUUUAAUGGAAGGACCUUGACACACACCUCUCUCUCUCUCUCGUUGCUGUUCGUCUUCUCUACUAGUAUAUGUCUCUAAUCGAUCGUCUUCUUCUUCGUGAGUUUCGUAGUUGAAAUAACAAACUAAGUAUCCUCCAAAUGUUAUCAGAAGAGGAGCUACAGAGCAAUGUCUCUUUAGCUAGUUCAUCACCUACUAGCAACUGCAUCUCUAAAGGAGGAGGACUGAAAGUGCAUAACUACUUUGGUCUCUCUGAUUCCUCCUCUGUUGAGAGCUCAACUCUAUCUUGUGGUGAAGAUGACAAAGGCACUAUCAGCCUCAAGGCUACGGAGCUGACACUUGGUCUACCUGGAUCACAGUCUCAUGCUAGAGAGACAAAGCUUGAUGAGAAGCCAUUCUUUCCUUUGCUUCCUUCUAAAGAUGAGAUUUGCUCGUCUUCACACAAGAACAAAAGAGGGUUCUCUGAUACAGUCUAUACUGAGAAAAACUGGAUGUUUCCUGAAGCUGUAGCUAACCAAUCUGUUGUAAAGAAGGAAGUGACAACAAACAUACCCAAGGGACAGUUGAGCACUACAAACAAUAGCUCUAGUCCACCUGCAGCCAAGGCACAGAUUGUCGGUUGGCCUCCAGUGAGAUCCUACAGGAAGAACACACUGGCCACAACUUGUAAGAACAGUGAUGAAGUUGAUGGGAAGCCAGGUUCCGCGGCCCUCUUCGUGAAGGUCAGUAUGGAUGGCGCUCCUUAUCUGAGGAAAGUUGACCUGAGGAGCUACGGUAACUACGGGGAGCUUUCUUCAGCCUUGGAGAAAAUGUUCACAACUUUCACUCUCGGUCAAUGCGGAUCUAAUGGAGCUGCAGGGAAGGAUAUGCUCAGAGAGACCAAACUCAAGGAUUUUCUGAAUGGAAAAGACUAUGUACUCACCUAUGAGGACAAGGAUGGUGACUGGAUGCUUGUUGGAGAUGUUCCAUGGGAGAUGUUUAUUGAUGUGUGCAAGAAGCUGAAGAUAAUGAAAGGCGCUGAUGCCAUUGGGUUAGCUGCAGCUCCGAGAGCAAUGGAGAAAUCGAAGAUGAGAGCUUAAAAGACUGGGGAAAAAAUGACAAAAUAGCUUUCUAACUAUACAAAAUAUGUGCAAUUGAGAUUAUCCCUUUUGGUGGUGUUUUUAGUUUCUGAGAUUAUGAAGAAAACAUAAAAAGGCUACGUUUGUAAUGAAAUGAAGAAGAAUUGAAAAUGAUCUAUUUUGAUGUUGUGGCU